AUGAAGGAAUAUCUUGAAGCCGCUUCCCUGGUCACGAGCAAUGAUCAGCUCCUUAAUUCUCUAGAGGGUCUCGAGUGUCUCCUGCUCGAGGCAGCCUAUCACACCAAUGCCGGGGACCUCCGUCGCGCCUGGCUUGUUAUCAAACGAGCCGUUGCCCACGCACAACUCAUAGGACUCCACCGUGGUCACCCCGCGAAUCCCGUUGUUCUCGAUCCAGAGACGCAAACAUCGCCUUCCAUCAUGUGGCACAGAAUCGUCAGCGAGGAUAGGUACCUGGCUCUCAUGCUAGGCUUGCCUCCUGACACAUCUGCUCGAGCUGUGCCUGCGAACAUGUCCCUGGCCGCCGGGGAGUGCCCAAGCGAGUAUCUCGAACGAAUACACGCCCAAGCAAUGGGGCUCAUCGCAGCCAGAAAUGUCGAAGACGACGCUUCUGGCGACAUUCUCGCCACGCAAGAGAUUGAUCAGAUGCUACAGCAAGCUGCGCGUAGCAUGCCUGACAACUGGUGGCUCCUACCGACGGCAAAGAGGCGAAGCGAAUCCAGCAACAUCGGGAACGUCGAGAGCCUUGAGAAUGUUCUCCGAAUACUCCUCCAGAUCACCCACUUCAACCUCUUGGUAUUAUUGCAUCUUCCGCAAAUGCUGCGUCGCGUGAGCGUACACUCUCAGAGCUAUAGCAAAGACGCCUGCGUGAACGCAAGCCGGGAACUCCUCGGCCGCUACGUCAAGUUCCGAUGCAUGAACCAGAUCUCCUUCUGUUGUACCGGCAUUGACUUCGCUGCGUUCACUGCCUACUUCCUCGGCCACCAACGGCUGAGCGAUCGUGCCACGAUCGAGGAGGUGGUUGACCUGAUGUUGGAAGUCAAUGGUUCCAGCUGCGAUGAGCUGUUAGCCCAGACUGCUUUCAUCUUGAGGUCCUUUCUGGACAUUGAGGGUGAUGCUGCCGCCGAUGUAACCGCAUCUGCUGGGCAAACAGUGAACAACUCAGCGAGACCAAUCCUGGGACACAACAUUCAAUACCUUCCCGCAUAA
Colletotrichum karsti is the source of this 1029-nucleotide messenger RNA. Its product is annotated as C6 zinc finger domain-containing protein. The transcript is spliced from 3 exons. Gene Ontology annotation, biological process: DNA-templated transcription. The record is from RefSeq and is a predicted model, not a curated record. The coding region runs from base 1 to 1029 and encodes 342 amino acids. Lineage: Eukaryota; Fungi; Ascomycota; Sordariomycetes; Glomerellales; Glomerellaceae. Gene Ontology annotation, molecular function: zinc ion binding; DNA binding.